AUGGACCUACCAACAGGAUCCUCGGAAGCACCAGAACGCGCGGUCUCUUCAGAGCCUAGCUCAACGAGACCGAACCCCUUCACCGACGGCGACGGUUCUUCUAGGAAACGACGCCGAACCUCUAUGUCUGGUGGCUCCCGGAGCCUCUCUGUCGACAGCACAAAGUCGAGGCUCGACACCUCAAGCUCCCCAUCUGCAAAACACCCCGACGAAACUGCCACACAAGACUCUGCCAUGAAGAUAGACACACAUCCUUCUACCCCGCAAACACCAGAGCGGCAGUCGACUGCUCGAGAGCCUCCGACCGAACCCUCUUCUAGCCGGGUCACGAUUAACCUGCGCAACAUCGCCCCACCCGAUCCUCUCUCCUCCUCCCCCGUCUCACCGACACCUCGGACCCUGCCAGACCAGCCAACUGGACCUUCAGAAGGUGUGAAGAAGAGUGUUGAAGAGUUGGACGAAGUCGACAUGGCGCAAGCUCCCAUCGAGAUCACAGACACCCCGCCUUCUUCCUCGUCAAGUCCACAAAGCCCCGAGGUCGAGGUGGUUGCAAUAACCGACGAUGAUCAGGAUGCUCCGUACGACGAAGAUGUCAGCAUCAUUCGCGAGGAUGCCACAUCGUUCGACCCGACCCCCGAAUUUCCGUACCAUGAGGCCCAUGAGUCACUGCCAGAGACUGUUGCAAAGCUAGUUAACUACCUCAGUUCUCAAGCGCCUCCGGACGAAGCUGUAUUAGAGUCUCUGUGUGCUUGGAUGGUCUCGUACGUCAAAUACGUUGGCGUCGUUGGUGGUAGGGUUGCCUACGAGUCUCAAGUGGCUUAUUAUACCUUUUGGCACAUGUUCCCUGAAAUCGCCUGGGCGCUGUCAACCAGAAAGCAUCCGAUUCCAUUGGAGAGCCGGCAGACCAUUGGCCAGUUCUUUCACGCGUAUUCCAUGUUGACGGCCCAUUUUGUCGAAUUCGAUUUCCUCACGGCUCAGGCUUUCCAGACAUCUCCGGGCGAUGAACGGCGUCAACCAGAAUUUCUUCUCUUCCGCUAUUUGCAGCCCCUGACGUCGUUCGCUAAGAGAGAACACGGCAGGACCCAGAAUGGUCAAAUACCCGACGAAGAGCUGCUGAGCACCGACAUGCUGAAUACGUUUCAGGCCGGAAUUGGUGGCAUCAAAGGAUUGAUCAAGCUAGCUCAGAUGCACUUGAGCAAUACGGCGAAAUACCAGCAUUUGAUGGACGUACUCGCACCGAUCUGCGGCGUCGCUGCGCAUAUUCUUCAAAAAGUUGUUCAGGGCAUCCACCCGGAAGCUUCUCCUCAGAGCCUGGAGGCUGCGAAAGUUCGAGUAGCGGACGGCCAUCUGCUGUAUAACCUAGCUUCCAGUGCCUUGUCCACAACUAUCGAAAACAAGGUUACUCAGCUAUCAAACGAUACAACCUCAGGUCUUGUCCAAUCGCUUUCCGAGCUUCUCAAAAUCUGCUUGAGUGGAGAACACAGGCUGGCCACAGAGCGUCUCAAAGCGUAUCAGCAAAAGCAUCCUGAGUUGCCUCCCAAAUUUAUCCCAGAGGCCAUCUCGCUGGAAUGGCGGCUCGGAAUAUACGGAAAGCUCAUCACGUCGAGUCAAAUGCAGUUACGCGUCCUGGCAGCGUCUAACAUGUGUCAUGAUCUGGUCACUUGCUGGAAGAGAUACAAUGACAAUGAGGAUGAAGAGUGCAAGCAGUUCUUGAACUACGUGGCGGAGUACCUCCUGCGGACCAGAUUGGUCGACUAUAUCUUGGGACCAACGUGCCAUCCUGAGAUCACAGUCGAGAGCGGUAAUAUCGUUGGUUUCUUGGUGGUUACGCGGCUGUACCGCAGCGAGCAAACUGAUCUGCUUUGGCAAACCAUCACGACUACUCAAGACCCGCGAGUUUCAGAGGCAUUGAUUCGCAUGACAACGGGUAUUGCCAACUUGUUCCAUAAGGAGGAGCUACAUUAUCUCUGCGAGAAGCUGCGAACCUUGCCUAUUGAGAAUUUCACACCAUCUGUACGGGGACUUUGCGACCAAAGUCUGAAGGCCCUUCAGAACAAAUCCCAGUUCGCGGGCGAGUCGCAGAGCGUGCUGCCGUUGAGCAUCUGCAUCCGGCUUUUACGAGAGUCCUCUAUUUAUGUGUCGGAUUCGGUUGUUGCUCACCCAGACGUUCAUCAUUUCGCCAUGAACAAAUUCAGAGAGCUCGUAAGGGAUGGUAUCGAACCCGAAGUACGGAAAGAAAUCUACCUCGACUGCAUCAAAGACAUCACUGCAAAAACACCUACGACAUUGGGGACUCUGUCGUGCCUCUCAAUGGCAUUGCGGCCUCCCGUGGCCUCCGAGCUACGAACCCUGACGACAGAGCAUAACUUGACUUCGUUGCUCGUUGAUGAGCUUGGCCAUGCAAUAGAGCAAGGAAAGCAGAAUGGCAUCAGAAAAAUUCUCGGCGGAGUGAUCAACUACCCGCGCAGGGAUCUCAUUGCAAACAUCUUGGCUCAUGAGCCGUCAACAGUCACUUCAGACCUGGGUCCACGCCUAUGGGAUAUGCUUGUGGGCCAUGGUGCGGCCAGUCAAGACGAUCGGGAUGAUGGCUGGAAGAUCCUGAACUCCGUCCCCAAAACAGCAUUUGGUAAUCCUUUCCUAUCAGUUUGCUUCAGCGACUAUUUACCAAAUCUUCCCCGCGAUUGUUUUUGCGGAGGAGCAUUGGAAUUCGUCAGAAACGCGGUCCUCCCCCGCGUCAACGAUAUCAAUGAUAUCAUACUGGACGACGUCGAGAGUCUCGCGCAGAGCGGAGUCGAACAGCUUUGGCGGAUGAUUCUUGAUGCUGAAGAUGGUGUAAUGGUGGCCAAGGACAUGGCGUUCGUGGAUGCCGCGAUCCAGACGCUCGUGAGUGACAUCUAUGUCGAUAGCCUCGUGAACCGAUGCCUCGAGCAGAUGCUAGACGCUGCGAAGCGGUUGGAGGCUUUCGACGGUAGCAAGCCUAGUGACGAUGAUGAGUCCAUGGCUAUCAUCUCAACCGAGAAGCAGACUCAGGAGCAAGAGCGAACUUUUAGCCGAUCCCUUGCGGUUCUCCGGCAUUUCAUGAAAGCGCACCAAGCCAAGGCCCACUUCUCCGCUCCCGAUUUGCGCGCCUUGACGCCUGGCUCACCCAGCAUAGCCGAAGGAGAGUCAGCUGAGCUCAAAGUCCAGUCCUUCGAUGGCGACAAGCAGACAGACAUUGUCCCUCUCGAAGUCGGACGGCAGAAUACAGCUGCCUCUCUCUUAGCGAGUAUCAGGCAAGCAACUGGCUUCGAUAACUACCGAAUCUACUACCGCGGCCGCCCAUUUGCACCCAACGAAAACGACGUAUGUCGGUCUCUCGAAGACUUGAAGAUUCACGACGGUCUCAUGCUAGUCAAGCGGGAGGAGACAGGUAUAGCCAUGGCGUCUAGAAUCAAGCCAGGUGCCUCUCUCUUGGAAAUAGAAAUCCUGGGCCACUUUGAGCAGCUUUGGGACUAUCUGAGUAUGACAGAGGCCAUUGCCACAGAGAUGCACACCUUUCUCACCGGAUUGCCCGCCGAUACACACAUGUUAGCCACCUUCGAUUCGCCAGAUACCUCAUAUCGGCAAGUCUUCCCAUCGGGUCAGCCAUUCAAGUCGCUGUAUGCCCUUUACGCCAUGACGGAGUACAUAGGGUCUGCUGUCCGUAAACUGAAUGAGGAUACGAUGGUAAUUACCGAUGCCGUCGAUUCAGAUAUCGACGCGUAUCUGGACGCGCUUGUUAGGGUGAGGGCGCUGAUUGUGGCCGCCAUCUCCGAUCGCGGAAUUCUGGGCGACUGUGCCUCUGAAGCUCUGCAAAAUCGUCUGACCUACAACUUGAUGAAUGUCUACGGACUGACUUUUAGAGACCCCGAAGUCGACGAGCUUGAUGUACGGCCGAAGCCAGUGGCUAUGGCGCCUGCAGACCGCCUAGUCGAGAUUCUCCGGUCAGCGGUGUCUACUCCUAGCCACAAAGCCAAAGUUUCUCUAAUUGCAUCGACCUUUUCGGCCAUUCUUCGAAGCGCGGCUGUUGACUCUGCUUUCUGGGCUUCUCUAAAGGCGUUGCCUAAUCUCGAAGAAUUGAUGGGCAUCUUACUCCUCGAUGAACCGUCAGAUGCGAUCCGUACAAAUAUUGCCAAGCUGUUGGAGGAAAGAGUGAUCACGCCUUGCGAGUACGUGUCACAUAACGAGGAGUUCCUCCCACGCUCUGACACAAUUGACAGGUCCAACAUGAACACCCACUCUUUCUGCGCAUUUCUGUGGCCAAUGUUGCACCGACUGAUACCGAGAGCCGCAAAAUCCCCAAAGCAAUGUCAACAGGUGUUUGAACUGUCACUUGCCCUCCUACGUGAGAUGGCAUUCGAUGAAGCUGCCGUUGUGGACAUGCCCGUCUUGGCCAGAGAUUGCGGCAGGCUCUUGCUCGAGCACGACUCUUCCGAGGUUGGUAACAGUGCCAGUUUCUACAUGAAUCAAUUUGCUGACCAUUUCAAGCAAUUCGGGCAAGCCGGAAUUGAAGAUGCUGUGGCGAACGGCCUGGUGAAGCUCUUCCAAAGCUGCCUUGACGAGCGAUCGGACGUGGACCUAGAAAGCGGCCUCCCAGCAAACCUUGGCCGAAAGCUGUUCUGGAAACAUUUGUUUCCUCCCCCACGGCAACACGGCCUGAGUUCGAGCCGAUGUAGUCUCCUGUCAACUGAUACCAGAAGAAUUCUUGCCGAGAUCAUCUUCGACCUAGUACGAGAGCAAGACCGCGAGUUCCACGCUUUGCUUGAAGACCUUGAAAGCCUAGUUCCUUUCGAUGAGUUCGAUAACGGUUUGUCCACCCAUCCCUUCACCACUGAGGCACGCGACUUAUGCGGAAGGACAGAUCCGUAUCUCUACGAAUUGCAGCCUUCAUUCGACAGAAUGUCUGCGGUGAGGGCUCCUUGUGGUUAUGCAGGCCUCCGCAAUUUGUCCAACACUUGCUAUCUGAACUCGCUCUUCACGCAACUCUUCAUGAACACCGGUUUCCGUCAAUUCAUGAUGAACGCUCGCGUGCCAGGCCAAGCCAGCACCCACGGUCUGCUCAGAGAAACCCGCAAACUCUUCGCUUUCAUGCAGGAGAGCUCUCGGAAAUUCAUCGACCCUAGCCUGCUUGUCGGGUCUAUCAAGACGUACGAGGAGACUGUCAUCGAUGUCCACAAUCAAAUGGAUGUCGAUGAGUUCUAUAAUUUGCUUUUCGAUCGCUGGGAAGGACAGCUUUCGACCGCAGAAGACAGGAAAGCGUUGAGAUCUUUUUAUGGCGGCCAGCUCGUGCAGCAAGUCGCCUCCAAGGAAUGCGAACACAUUUCUGAGCGACUAGAGCCCUUUUCGGCCAUCCAGUGCGACAUCAAGGGCAAAAGCACACUCCAGGAUAGUCUCCAGGCUUAUGUCGACGGUGAGAUUAUGGAAGGAGACAACAAGUACAAGUGCUCGAGCUGCGACCGGCAUGUGGACGCAGUGAAGAGGGCUUGCUUGAAGGACAUUCCUGAUAAUCUGAUCUUCCAUCUGAAACGGUUCGAUUUCAACCUGCGGACUCUUAUGAGAAGCAAGAUCAACGACCACUUUUCAUUCCCCACCAAAAUCGACAUGCGGCCGUACACCAUUGACCAUCUUGGCUCUCCCUCUGACUCUGGCGAAGAAGACAUAUUCGAGCUAGUCGGCGUGCUCGUUCACGCUGGUACGGCAGAAUCCGGCCAUUAUUACUCAUACAUCCGGGAGAGACCAACUAUGGCCACCUCGGAGGCGUGGUUCGAGUUCAACGACGAUCUGGUGUCGCCCUGGGAUCCAGCCAAGAUGGAAGAGUCGACUUUUGGUGGCACGGAUGGGUCUGUGGACACUGGGCUAGCCUACGACAAGACGUACAGCGCAUACAUGCUCUUUUACCAACGGUCUUCGGUCUUGAAAGCAGAGCAGGAGAAGUUGCAGAGCCAAUCUGUCCCGACUCCAUUAAAGGUCGAGGUCCCGCCCGAGGUUGCCGACCAUAUCAUUGGCGAGAAUACAGUGCUACUACGACGACACUGUCUCUACGAUCCAAGCCACUCAAAAUUUGUUCUCCGGAUGUUCCAACAUGCCAUGGUUCGAAACGGUGGAAACUGUUCUGACGCGCACAUCGUUGAGCAGCGUGCGAUGCACAUGUUUCUUGGCCACCUUGACCAAGUUGUAUCCCGGACCAAAGACCUCCCCGACUUUGAAGAAUACCGAGACGAAAUUGAGCAUGCCGUCGUCAAUUGUGCUAAGUGCGCCAUGGAUUUCUUCGAUUACUUCCAGGAGAGGCACGAGGCAUUCCGGCAACUUUUGCAAAGAAACCCGGACUGCGCCAUCAGAUACUCAAUCGGCAGUCUGUUCAUUACAGCUCUGCGGCAGAUCAAAAUCUCCAAGCCAGAGGUGUGGGGGUUGUCACAGGACGACCUGGUCGAAGAUCCUGUCAUCAUGCAGUGCGUUCAGCUGCUCGAGGCGCUGUGGAACAAUUUCCACGCUAAUAUCCGGUCAUGGCCUGAAGUUUUCCAAACCAUUUUGGCCUUCGCGCAAAUGGGCCCAUUGGAGACUGCUGUGCUCAUGGCGGAAACCUGGUUCUACAGGGUCCUACGCAUUGUCAUUGCUGAUGCCAACAUGGACCUUCCCAAUAACUACGCCCGAAUGCUAACAAAUGUCAUUCGUCGUAUCAGCAACACGCGCUCGACAUCGUACGAAAUGAUCAUCCAACUGAUUGACCACUUUAUGGAUGCUUUGGAGGACGUGAUUGACGUCCACACCAUUGUGGAAAGUGCCGAGAUGCGGUUAGACAUAUACAUGGAGCACCAGGCGCCGAAAAUGUGCUGGACACCUGAUGAGAUCAACGUCCUGACCCACGAGUGGAAAUACGACGCAGGCAGUACCUUUGUCAAAAAACUAAUCGACAUCGACCAAGAGCCAGCCUGCACAGCAUCGAUCAUCAAAAGGAUCAUUCACCUGAACCACGAGAUGGACGACAAAGUCUUCAUACUCCUCAAAAAUACGAUAACUGGUGGCGUGGUCCAGUAUUCGAACACGCCCUACAUCAGAGCAGCUGCAGUGUUCUCCGACGAGAGCAGGAAUACAGCCAAUGUCCAGACCCUCUUUCGCUCCAUAGCUUUUCAGUGCAGGGCACUGCAGAACACGGACGGGAAGGCCUUUCUGGAUUUUUUCCGACUUGCUUUCAUCAGCCUGCAGAACGAAACAGAGGAGAUUAGGGCCAUGCGGUAUCCUCAAUACGUCGAAACUAUCCCCACAUGGGCACCUCCUCUACUGGGCUACUACGAUGCAGACGUGCGACAGGGUACGGAAGGACUCCUCUACAUGUGGUUCGAAAACCAUGAAUUGGUCGAAGACGAAGACGAGGGCUUGGCUAUUUCUGUGAACGCAACGGUACGGAAGCUUGCUAUGAACUGCCUCCUAUAUCUUCAAGAAUACUUUGUCAAGCGGCGUGCUCAGGUGGCAAAGCAUUCCACUGAACAUCUGCAAGCCAUCAUUGCCAAGUGUGAACCCUUCUUUGGCGUCGACUUGGGACUCGACAAUGAUCGACUCAUUACCUAUGGAGAAUUCCAAAACCUCUAUCACUCUGUGGUCGAGCCAUUGCGCCGCAUGACGGUCGAAGAAUUGGAGGAUGAGGGUUCCGACUGGGAGAACUCGUGUGUAUCCUCUGAGCAGCUGGAAAGCAUUGCAGACAUCAACAUGCAGGCGGCUGGCGACCUACCAGAGUCGGCCCUCCAGUGA
This is a messenger RNA of Colletotrichum orchidophilum, 7764 nucleotides long. Its product is annotated as ubiquitin carboxyl-terminal hydrolase. The transcript is spliced from 9 exons. The coding region runs from base 1 to 7764 and encodes 2587 amino acids. Lineage: Eukaryota; Fungi; Ascomycota; Sordariomycetes; Glomerellales; Glomerellaceae. Gene Ontology annotation, cellular component: cytosol; nucleus. Gene Ontology annotation, biological process: protein deubiquitination. Gene Ontology annotation, molecular function: cysteine-type deubiquitinase activity; cysteine-type endopeptidase activity. The record is from RefSeq and is a predicted model, not a curated record.